UUGCAUUAAAUCAUUUGAUUGACAUCUAUCAUUUUGCAACAUCAUCAUGACAUAAAAAUUUCAUAAACAAAAAAAAUAUUUCUUUUUAAAUCAAAAUUUCCCAUCGAAAUAAGAUGCGUUGUUUUUUUCUUAUAAAACAUAAAAGAAUUCCCGUAACUUGUACAUCUCGAUAUAUGGGAUCUGAUUCAGAGGAUGGAGGGCAUGGUGGUAGUCCUGGAGGUGGAGCUGGGAAAGGUGGUGGGGGUGGUGGUUCUAUACGAGACGCGGGUGGUGCUUUUGGUAAAUUGCAAGUUGCGAGGGAGGAGGAGUACUUUUAUAAGAAGCAAAAGGAGCAAAUAGCUAAGUUAAAGGAAGAAUUAAAUAGAGAAAUUAAAUAUCAUGAGGAUCAAGUUAAGGUUCAUAAGGAAUUAGCGAAACAACAAAAGGAAAUGAUGGAAAAGAUAAAAGAAGAAGAAGAAAAGUCUGAUAAAUAAGUUAAAUAAA
This is a messenger RNA of Onthophagus taurus, 483 nucleotides long. The record is from RefSeq and is a predicted model, not a curated record. Lineage: Eukaryota; Metazoa; Arthropoda; Insecta; Coleoptera; Scarabaeidae.